CGCUGUUCGCUGCCCGAAAUCUCGCGAUAAUAAUCACUGCAGUACGGAGUACCAGCCGAGCCAACUAGUGUGCCUUACCCUCUGAGUAAUUACCUAAUUAAGCAAUGGAGUCCAUGGAGCUGCCUCCUUUCCUUUCGAGCGAGCCCAUGCAGGGCGAGCCGCCCUGUCGUUGGGCCGACUUUCUGUCGCCAAAACUUCGCCGUUUCCCCCGCGACGGGCAGCGAGUUCGCUGGGUGAAAUUCCUCGGCCACGGUGCCGAAGGAAUUGUAUGUCGCGUUAGAUUCGGUGAUGACAACCAACAUUUCGCGUUGAAAACGUUCUUCUAUACCGCGCCUCUCCCACUCUCCGCCUCCGACCGCUACGGCCUUGGGAUGUGGUCCCUGGAGGGCGAGGCGCGGAUGGUGGCCAGCCUGGAGCAGGUCUGCAGCGGGCUAAGGCAGGCAUCCCAUUCACCCGUUUUCGUGCCCAAGCAAAGGAUCACUCGACUCGAUGCCCUCUCCUCCCUCUACGCCUGCUCAGACGAGGGCCGGCAGUCGCGCGUCUUCGGCGAUCUCCCGGAAGACCAAAAGGUUUCUCUCUCAGACAUGUUCGCCUCCACCCGUGUCCGGCGCUGCUAUGGAUGGAUUCGUCUUGGCGGGGAGGCCCUGAUGCACCUGAACCGCCUGAUCUCGUGGGACAAGCGGCUCGAGAGAAAGGGAGAGUUGAUUCCCGCAUUCUUUGAGCCCGAGAGGCACUACUACGGCAUUGUGUACGAAUAUAUACCACCAGCGACCCUGGAGGUCGAUGCAGUGCAGCGUCAGAUCGACUUCUUCUACUAUG
Thermothelomyces thermophilus ATCC 42464 is the source of this 819-nucleotide messenger RNA. RefSeq lists its product as uncharacterized. The annotation marks the transcript as partial. Lineage: Eukaryota; Fungi; Ascomycota; Sordariomycetes; Sordariales; Chaetomiaceae. The transcript is spliced from 2 exons. The record is from RefSeq and is a predicted model, not a curated record.